CUCUUUCUCUUUGCUUUGCACAGUGUGGCGUUUACCUGAGUCGAGUCCGGUUUUGUGUGAUUUUUGUUUGGCUAGUGAUUCUGUGCUGCGAAAUGUGGAAAGUCAAGUAAAAUGCCUGUAAAAUGAUGGUGCUUUGGCCUCCAAUCAUCCAUCUCCAGCUGACAUGCCUGCUGCUCCUCUCACAGUCGCGGUCCCUGGAUGCGUUAGAUGCCUUUGGUAUGAUGAACUACCAGACCACCAAGUACACACGACUCGACGAUGCUUGGAAGCAGCAGGAGGAAGAGACGGCAGCUGUGCCAAGCGAGGAUGCAGGGGAGGAGGAAAGCUACUUAAAGUUCGACGACGACGCUGAGGUGCUGCCACCCGCCAACGAAGUGCUGCGCGAGGGCGCCUUCUGUCGGCGCAGCUUUGACGGGCGCAGUGGCUACUGCAUUCUGGCCUACCAGUGCCUCCAUGUGAUACGGGAGUAUCGUGUGCACGGCACCCGCAUUGACAUCUGCACCCAUCGGAGCAACGUGCCGGUUAUCUGCUGCCCCCUGGCCGACAAGCAUAUCCUGGCGCAGCGAAUCAGUGCAACAAAAUGCCAGGAGUACAACUCGGCCACGAGGCGCCUGCAGCUGGCUGAUGCCGGCCGAACCUUCUCGGGGAAACAGUGCGUGUCCAGCGUGCCACUGAUUGUGGGUGGCACACCCACGCGACACGGCCUCUUUCCACACAUGGCCGCCUUGGGUUGGAGUCAGGGCAGCGGCGACAUCAAAUGGGGCUGCGGCGGCACCCUGGUCAGCGAGCUGUACGUCCUGACGGCCGCCCACUGUGCCACCUCGGGUAGCAAACCACCGGACAUGGUGCGCCUUGGAGCACAGCAGCUGAACGUGACGAGUGCGGCGCAGCAGGACAUUAAGAUCCUGAUUAUAAUUUUGCAUCCAAAGUAUCGUUCUUCCUCCUACUACCACGACAUUGCCCUGCUGAAGCUAACGAAGCGCGCUCAGCUGUCGGAGCUGGUGCGUCCCGCAUGCCUGUGGCAAGUGCCGGAACUACAGAUCCAAAGCGUCGUGGCGGCUGGCUGGGGACGCACCGAGUUUCUGGGCGCCAAGUCGAAUGUGCUGCGGCAGGUGAAUCUGGACCUCAUACCACAGCUGCGUUGCAAGCAGAUGUAUCGCAAGGAACGGCGGCUGCCACGCGGCAUCAUCGACGCGCAGUUCUGUGCUGGCUAUUUGCCCGGUGGCAGGGACACGUGCCAGGGUGACUCGGGCGGACCGCUGCACGCUGUUCUGCCGGAAUACAAUUGCGUGGCCUUCGUAGUGGGCAUCACGUCCUUUGGCAAGUUUUGUGCGGCACCCAAUGCGCCGGGGGUUUAUACUAGGAUCUAUAGCUACCUCGAUUGGAUAGAGAAGAUUGCGUUUAAGCAGCGUUAGGAACUUAAAUUAUACAAAUUUUAACAGAUAUUAGUAACAGAUUUCAUAGAGUAACAAAUUGAAUUACAGAUUUCAACAAUUUGUAAGCCAUAAAAUGUCGAAUUUAUUGUUUAUUUGAUUACAUAAGUCUACCUGAGAUCCCAACUACAUAAUUUAAGAUAUUUAAUG
Molecule: messenger RNA, 1583 nt
Organism: Drosophila guanche
Lineage: Eukaryota; Metazoa; Arthropoda; Insecta; Diptera; Drosophilidae
Gene: snk
Product: serine protease snake
Exons: 5
Coding region: 123-1415 (430 amino acids)
Biological process (GO): proteolysis
Molecular function (GO): serine-type endopeptidase activity
Source: RefSeq, a predicted model, not a curated record